Messenger RNA from Tachysurus fulvidraco (yellow catfish), 3113 nucleotides. Its product is annotated as calcium homeostasis modulator protein 5-like. Lineage: Eukaryota; Metazoa; Chordata; Actinopteri; Siluriformes; Bagridae. The record is from RefSeq and is a predicted model, not a curated record. The coding region runs from base 207 to 1160 and encodes 317 amino acids. Gene Ontology annotation, molecular function: monoatomic cation channel activity. The transcript has 3 exons.
UAUAGGGAGGAGAUUUUAGGGAGGGGGAAAAAAACAAAGGGAAAAGAAAGAAACAAAACAAUAAAAGCAGCACGCGCGUUUUUUGUAGCGCGCGCAAGUUUCUGUAUUGUUUUUUUUUUUGGGGACGAUUUGUGAUAUCGGAUUCUGCACGGUUCUGAAGUUAGGCUUCUCUUCUAUUCCAGUUGUUUUGUUGCUUAUCCUUCUGAAUGCUUCCUGUAGCUCUGAAACCGACCAUGGACUCCCUGAACGGCGUCUUGCGCUUCUUCACUAAUCAGAAGUCUAAAAUCGGGUACGGUUUUAUGGCCAUCGCUACCAUAGGAGGAGAAAGGAUCUUCUCUCUCUUGUCCUUCCAGUGUCCGUGCAACGUAAAGCAGAACAUGGUGUACGGGCUCACGUACCUGCUCGGACCCGCGCUCGUGCUCUUCUCCGUCGGCCUGUUCCUGAGCACGAGACUUUGGCGACUCUACACAGGCUGCUGUCUCAACCCCAGGAAGCUUUGUCCUCACAGGGCCAACUGUGUGGGCUGUUUAUCCGUGCUGUUUAACGUGAUUAUUGGAGCGCUCGUGGCACCGAUCAUGUGGCUCAGCAUCGCUUUGCUGAAUGGUACGUUUUACGAGUGCGCUGUGAGCGGUUUGGAGAAACAGGCGCUGGUCGAUUGGUUUUGUAAAAACAGGACGAAUACGUGCAAGGACGAGCUGGACAAAGUGCCUUGUGGAACGGCCAACAUGCCGGCCUCGGAUAUCAAGGAGCUUCUGUUAAUUCUACACGCCCAGUCUCAGAUCCUCGGCUGGAUCCUGAUCAUGAGCUGCACUGUGGCCGGUCUGAUUGGCACGUGUUACAAAAACUGCCGCUCUCAAGUCAGCUACCUUCAGCUCACCUUCUGGAAAGUGUACAAAGAGAAAGAGAGUGAGAAGUUUGACUCGUUCGCGGAUGAGUACGCCACCCGGCUGGCCGAUCGUAACCUCAAGAGCUUCUUCGAGAACAAAGACCCCGAGGAUUUUCCUUUUCCGAAUCACAAAGCCUGGGAGAAUAUCUCGGAAAUAUACACGUACGAUCACGCCGAGCAGUAUUACAGCACGCUGCAGAGAUACGUAGAACAUCCCAAUCGUGACUACAGUCCAGAGAAAAUACCACUGGAAAUGGAACACAGCCUCGGAUAGACACGAACCGCACAAUAGAGUCUACUUACGUUUGACCGACGAGCUGGCAUUACAGCAAAGCUAGCAAGAAAAUAGUCCCCCAAAGUCUUUGUGUUGGUGAGAUUUUAAAGCGAUUACUUUCCAUCUUUUAUUUUUUACCUCAGGAUCGGCUAUGGUGUGUUUCAAACGUCCCAAUAGCUUAAAGCAACGCCACUAACAUGAGAUUUUAAAGCGUUUACUUUCCAUCUUUUAUUUUUUACCUCAGGAUCGGCUACGGUGUGUUUCAAACGUCCCAAUAACUUAAAGCAACGCCACUAAAAUGAGAUUUUAAAGCGUUUACUUUCCAUCUUUUAUUUUUUACCUCAGGAUCGGCUAGGGUGUGUUUCAAACGUCCCAAUAACUUAAAGCAACGCCACUAACAUGAGAUUUUUAAAGCGUUUACUUUCCAUCUUUUAUUUUUUACCUCAGGAUCGGCUACGGUGUGUUUCAAACGUCCCAAUAACUUAAAGCAACGCCACUAAAAUGAGAUUUUAAAGCGUUUACUUUCCAUCUUUUAUUUUUUACCUCAGGAUCGGCUAGGGUGUGUUUCAAACAUCCCAAUAACUUAAAGCAACGCCACUAACAUGAGAUUUUUAAAGCGUUUACUUUCCAUCUUUUAUUUUUUACCUCAGGAUCGGCUACGGUGUGUAUCAAACGUCCCAAUAACUUAAAGCAACGCCACUAACAUGAGAUUUUAAAGCGUUUACUUUCCAUCUUUUAUUUUUUACCUCAGGAUUGGCUAGGGUGUGUUUCAAAAGUCCCAAUAACUUAAAGCAACGCCACUAACAUGAGAUUUUAAAGCGCUUACUUUCCAUCUUUUAUUUUUUACCUCAGGAUCGGCUACGGUGUGUUUCAAACGUCCCAAUAACUUAAAGCAAUGCCACUAACAUGAGAUUUUUAAAGCGUUUACUUUCCAUCUUUUAUUUUUUACCUCAGGAUCGGCUACGGUGUGUUUCAAACGUCCCAUUAACUUAAAGCAACGCCACUAACAUCUUAUUCAACAACUCAGUAUAAGAACAAUUUCUAAUUUCUUCUCAGUAUAAUAAUUUCUCAGGUUUCAUCCUGAACGCUAUAAUUCCUUCAUAUUUAAUCUGUUUACUAAAUAUCGGCCAUUUCGGACCUCCGUCCAUAGAGAACACGUUCCAUACUGAGUGUGCAAUAACCAAAACGUUGCAUUUAGGUGAAUCUAAGUUUUACUUAAAAAAAAAGUCUUUCUUCUGAUAAUUUACUUUAUACUAAACUUUAUAUACAAUAUUUUAAGAAAACGUUUUUAUUUCGUUUUUAUGCCUGUUCACUUAUAACGUAAUCGAUAACAGGAACUUGUCAAUUAUAGGAUGACAUUUUUUUUAACAUACCGAGUAACAGUAUGUGUGUUUGGUGUUGGGUCACGUCAUGCCGUUCUGUCUAUGGUUAUUUUCCCAUUACAGCAUGUGAGUCGUUAUAUCACGUCGCUUUCCUUCGGUUAUAUAAACACCAUCCCUUUUCUCAGAGUAAUGUAGAGAUCAUCAGAUCUCUGUGCUUUGGAUGUUCCUUCAUUACUUGUUAUAACUACAAACAAAUACACGAUAGUUGUGACAUUGCUGCCUCAUUUUUCCUGUUAAAAUGUAUUUUUUUUUUUGGCAGGAAUUUAGAUCAAACAUGUCAUGAUGUGAUGUGAUAUUUUGUCAUGAUGAGUUUAAAGCGUUCCUUUUUGAUCUUCUUCGGAGGAACCCUUAAACACACCAUGUAGAAACCUUCGACAGUUUCUAAUUACAAAGUGUUUUAGGAAGCUAAGAACUGUUACUAUACGUUCCGAUCGUACGGUAGAAGCCGUCUUAGCUAUCCUUAUCCUGUGCGUCUGCCAUAUUGGAUUCGGUGAGGUUCUGCUGUAAUCCGUUAACUGUUACACACAUCAUGUGUUUUCCUAACAUUGAAUAAACCGGAUAUUUCGCCAUA